Caenorhabditis angaria is the source of this 1525-nucleotide messenger RNA. The record is from the annotation of a GenBank genome assembly. Lineage: Eukaryota; Metazoa; Nematoda; Chromadorea; Rhabditida; Rhabditidae.
AUGCGAUCGGCAAAAGUUGGAGUAGCGAGGCAGUUAGAAACGAAAAAACCUCAGACUGGAAGAAAACAUUCCACAUCGUCUCGUGGUACUAUUCAUUCACAACAAAGUCAACCCGAGGAUACAACACAAAUGAAGUAUACACGGUGAGUUAGAAACCUGGGAGGUCAGCAUUUCCUGGAGAGGUAGGAUUGCGGUUUUUAAACUGUGGACAUUUAUUGAUAACAAUAUUUCGAAAAAAAAAACUGAUGAGUUCAAAAAUCUGAAACAUCACAACUUUUCUUUUGAAAAUUCAAAAAUGUUUCCUAAUUGAGUAAGUGUGAAAUAAAAAUAGUCCAUAUCUUGAAUACUUUCCGAAAAUGCGGAUCACACGAAAAUAUUCCAGAAACUUAAUUAACAUUCUCAUUUUCUGAAGGUUCCUCGAAAUAACUUUCAACCGUUAAAAUGAGCACAAUUAAUUUUCUCAAAGUUACAGUUUUAUGAGAAGCUUAACAUUUUAUGAACAAUUUUGGUCCAGUUCUCUUGUUCUAAAGUUCAUUCAAGCAAUCCAUAUGUGAACUUUACCAAGUUCUUGACAAACUUCAGCUUUUUCUUCGUAUAUCACAUGUCCGCUAAUUGUUAGGUUAAGCAAAAUUUCUUUGAAAACAAUUAUGAAAUUCCCUAGAGGUCUUCAAGUUUACGAAGUUGUCAUGACAAUAUGAGAUUUAGAAACCGAUAAUUUCUGAUAACACCCAUUUUCUUUUUGUUUUUCAUAUUCGCUGAAGUAGUAUGUUGAGCUUCUUUGAUAUCCGCAAAACUAAACCUUAUCAAUCUAUUUUCAAUAGGCAAGGCUUUUUCAUUUCAACAAAAAUGUUUCUACAAUAAAUCCAUCCUUUUUUAGCAAAGAACUCAAAGAGUACCGUCAACUGUUCAACAUGUUUGACACCGAUGGUUCUGGAGCCAUUGGAAAUGAAGAGUUGAAACAGGCGAUGAUCAGUAUUGGACUUCACGCAAACAAAAAUGAAAUCGACAAUGUCAUCAAAGAGGUCAGACUUUUUCAAAUGUUUUCUUGUGAACCCAAAAUUGUUUCUAGGUUGAUGCUGAUGGAAAUGGCGAAAUCGAUUUUGAAGAAUUCUGUGCUUGUAUGAAAAAAUCACAAAACAUUGUGAAAUCAACAAACGAAGAAUUGAUUCGAGAAUGUUUCGAGAUCUUUGACCAAGAUCGUAAUGGAAUCAUUACUGAAAACGAGUUCAAAUAUAUUGCCAAAGAAUUUGGCGAUUUCGACGACGAGUUGGCAGAGAAAGUGUUUCGCGAAUUGGAUGUUUCAGCAAAUGGCCAUCUUUCUGCUGAUCAGGUAUCUUUCAUAUUAUUUUCAAUGUUCAAAGUCCAAAGUUCUAUAUAAAAAUAAUUGCAGUUUGCAACAAUUGUCGAAGAUUAUCUUCUCAGCGAUCCAAUUCGUCAUGAAAUGGACACUGAAGACUUUUCCGAGGACCAAAUGGAAGAAACUCGCGCAAGUCCAUUCAAUCAUCUCUCAAGUGUUCCAGAGUAA